AUGCACUCUGGCGUCUGUUCCUGCCUCUGGCCCGUACCCCCGCCCCGCUGUCCCGACCUGGCCCCUCUCCCAUCCGGCCGGGCUCCAGCCAGACGCGCCCCGCCCCCUUCACCGGCCCCACGUGUCCUGGACGCUCGGGGUCCUCGGAGCCCCGCCCCAGGCCGGGAACAGUCUCUCCGGGGCCGGACACAGACUGCCCGCCUUCUCCCCACCGCGUCUCCGGCUGUGUCCAACCGAACGGGGGGCCGGAUCGCUCUGUCCUCCAGCUGUGCGCUCAAGCCGCGCCACCCCAUUCUGGAGCCCGGGACCCCGGUGUGGGCCCAGCUAGGGGCCUCCCCCCGACCCCUAGCAGCACCCCUGCCCCCUCCCAGACACUUCCUUGUCCUUAUGGGGGCAGGCCGCGUCCCCGCGGGAACUCUGGGUCCUGGCUUGGCGGCUGAGCAGGGAUGGGGUGGGGGGCCGGUCGGAUAUCGGAACCUGAGAACAUGGGAGGGGGAACACGAGCCUGGGAAGAGGAUAGCACACGCUGGCGGGACUUGUUGGAGCAAAUAUUUAGCCACUAAGGGGGGCGCUGCCCUGGGCGGUAUCCGAUGCUUUCCAAGAACCACCCCCCGCGCGCCGCCCGCCCCGUGGAGCCCCACGGCUGCCAGCCAGCUGCUUGGCGCUGACCUCGCUGGCCAGACCCACGCUGUCACCCUGGGAAAGACUGGAAUGGAGGGAGGGGAGGGGAGCGGACCGGACGGGUCCUCCCCCCUGCAGAUCCUCUCCUUCCCGCGGAACCUGCUGAGUCCCAGUGAAACCCGUCGGGGCCUGGCUGCCGCCUUCCGCAUGUGGAGCGACGUGUCCCCUUUCAGCUUCCGCGAAGUGGCCCCCGAGCUGCCCAGCGACUUCCGCAUAGGCUUCUACCCAGUCAACCAUACGGACUGCCUGACGUCAGCCCUGCACCACUGCUUCGAUGGCCCCACGGGCGAGCUGGCCCACGCCUUCUUCCCCCCACACGGUGGCAUCCACUUCGACGACAGCGAGUACUGGGUGCUGGGCCCCACUCGGUACAGCUGGAAGAAAGGCGUGUGGCUCACGGACCUGGUGCACGUGGCAGCCCACGAGAUAGGUCACGCGCUGGGCCUGAUGCACUCGCAGCACGUCCGGGCCCUCAUGCACCUGAACGCCACGCUCCGUGGCUGGAAGGCGCUGUCGCAGGACGAGAUGUGGGGGCUACACCGGCUCUAUGGCUGCCUGGACCGGCUCUUCGUGUGCGCGUCCUGGGCGCGAAAGGGCUUCUGCGAUGCCCGACGGAGGCUCAUGAAGCGACUCUGUCCCAGCAGCUGCGACUUUUGCUACGAGUUCCCCUUCCCUACGGUGGCUGCCACCCCACCGCCACCCAGGACCAAGACCAGGCUGGUGCCUGAAGGCAGAAACGUGACCUUCCGCUGUGGCCAGAAGAUCCUGCACAAGAAGGGCAAAGUGUACUGGUACAAGGACCAGGAGCCCCUGGAGUUCUCCUAUCCUGGCUAUCUGGCGCUGGGCGAGGCACACUUGAGCAUCAUCGCCAACGCCAUCAACGAAGGCACCUACACGUGUGAGGUGCGUCGGCGUCAGCGUGUGCUCACCACCUACUCGUGGCGCAUCCGCGUGAGGAGCUAG
Molecule: messenger RNA, 1644 nt
Organism: Trichechus manatus latirostris (Florida manatee)
Lineage: Eukaryota; Metazoa; Chordata; Mammalia; Sirenia; Trichechidae
Gene: MMP23B
Product: matrix metallopeptidase 23B
Exons: 7
Coding region: 1-1644 (547 amino acids)
Biological process (GO): proteolysis; collagen catabolic process; extracellular matrix organization
Cellular component (GO): extracellular matrix
Molecular function (GO): zinc ion binding; metalloendopeptidase activity
Source: RefSeq, a predicted model, not a curated record